CCUCAGAAAAAAACCACCCAGGCCCAGAUCAGUCUCAUCGAUGUGUUGCUGAAGGAAAAUGGCUCUCUCACCAAGGCCUUGAGCACCAUGACCCAGGAGAAGGUGGAGCUCUGCAGGACCGUCUCCAAGCUAGAGAAGACGCUUAAGCACCAUCUGCAGAAGGGCUGCGGGCACAUUUAUAAAUACGUGGACCGCAUUGGCACGCUGCAGAAAGCUGACAAGGCCACCUGGAAGCAACAGAAAAUGGCCCUCCCGGGCUCGAGGCACAGCGAGGCGGGGAUGGUGAAAGCCGCCUUUAAGGGCGAGAGCACUCACGGUGGGAGCACCUGCCGCAUCAGGAUGGAAAAGCUCUACCUGCAUUUUCUACGUGCGGAGAGGUUCCGAAAGGCCUUGAUUUACCAAAAGAGGUACCUCCUGCUGCUGAUCGGGGGCUUUCAGGAUUCCGAGCAAGAAACCCUCUCCAUGAUUGCACACUUGGGGGUCUUCCCCUCCAAGAUAGACAAGCGGGCUUUUCCAUCUCGCCCCUUCACCAAGUUCAGGACCGCAGUCAGGGUGGUCAUCGCCAUCUUAAGGUUACGCUUCUUGGUGAAGAAGUGGCAAGAACUCGACCGCAGGGCAACGUUCGUCCAGAGCGGCGAGCUCGACUCGGUCCCAGAGGAAGCUGUUGAGAUUUCAAGGCCGCAGCCGCCCCUGUCAUCAUCGCCGUCGCUCCCAGAAACCACCAGCUCUCCUCCCACGCAGGACCUCCCCCUGAGCUCUCUGAAGGGGAGACGGUCCCCGUCCCCUGCCUGCCGUCUGUGGGACAGAUCCCUCACGUCCCCAAGUUCAAGUGCAGAUGUCUAUGACAGCUCCCAGGACCCCGAACACUCACUGACAGAAUACAUUCACCACCUGGAGGUCAUCCAGCAGAGACUAGGGGGUGUCCAGCCAGGUAGGAGCCAUCCCGGCACUCGCUCACGCCGGGCCGGAAGGGGCCCCUCAGCACCCAAGCAUUUGAAAGGCGAGCCUGGGCCUGGAGGGGACGGGCGGCCAGCUAGUGCCUGUCUCGCUGGAGGAAAAAGCACAGGUUUGGCCACAGACGUUAGUGCCGCGGCCCUCGGAGGGGGAGAUGGCGUCUUGGCUGGCGCUGACUGGCAGGAGCCACCAGGUGACGGGACGCGGACACGGGCAGAGAGGGCUGCGGGAAGGCUGGUGAUGCCGCCAGCCCUUUCUUCUCCGCCUGCUCGCGUAGAGCCACACCAAGUGGAAUGGCCCCUGGGACGGAGUAAAGUGGCCCCCAGAACUGAAGGGGAGGGACUAGGAGGUCGCCAUUCUGGCAGGGUGGCGAGCAAAGACGCUCCCGAAUAUUAGUGGGCCCCUGCCUUUCUCCUUUGCCCGGCGCCCAGGCUGGACAGACCUGUUUGAGAUGGGCACCAGUGUGUGAGAUGGCAGUUUGGGGGGCAGGUCUGGCUCUUACAUCUCGGGGCCCCUGCCCCCAAGUUACUUGAAGGUCCGUUGCUGGGAGCCGUAGAAUCAAGUUGAAGCGAUAAACUGGACCGGGGUCGGCAUCGGAGGGUCCGAUCCUCACGGGCCCUGGAGCUCGGCUCAUGUCUGGGGGGCUGGGGGAGGUGGCCCCCGACUUCCUAGGCUUUUUACCAAAAGGGCCGAGAAAUCGCUAACAAUGCUGUGUUUGGUUUGUGUGCAGCAGAACUGACUUCGAAAAAACCUGCUCACCAGAAGCCCAAAAAAGGGAGCCCCUGAGGGCGGCUCUGCGGGAGGAAGCCACAGAAGCUGGGAUCUCUUAGGUUUUCUCUCUCCUUCUGGGCCCCUUGUCCCCUCCUCUUUCUUUUUUUAAAAAAAGCAUCUUGGUGCUACCGCACAGGAUUGUGGGAAGACCCUGCUCGCGCAUCUUUAUCCACUCUGACAUCAGCCGAAUGCCACGAAUUAAAAGUGUUCUAGUCUCUGUGCGGUGUCUGGAAAGCUUGUGUUGUUGCGUAAGCCUGGAGAGUGCCACGUGCCGGGCUGUGGGCUCCCACGGGCUCCCACGGCACCAGUGAAAUGUAAACUAGCACGUGUCCUCUGCUGUGGAUUUUUCUCGUGUAUAGUUGGGACAUCUUGUAAAAAGUCAUUAAAAGCAAAGCAUUAUUUUUA
Messenger RNA from Sarcophilus harrisii (Tasmanian devil), 2130 nucleotides. RefSeq names its product pericentrin-like. The record is from RefSeq and is a predicted model, not a curated record. The coding region runs from base 88 to 1350 and encodes 420 amino acids. NCBI's taxonomy places the organism in Eukaryota, Metazoa, Chordata, Mammalia, Dasyuromorphia, Dasyuridae. Gene Ontology annotation, biological process: signal transduction. The transcript is spliced from 7 exons. Gene Ontology annotation, molecular function: molecular adaptor activity.